Messenger RNA from Trypanosoma theileri, 2493 nucleotides. RefSeq lists its product as uncharacterized. The coding region runs from base 1 to 2493 and encodes 830 amino acids. Gene Ontology annotation, biological process: transmembrane transport. The transcript has a single exon. The record is from RefSeq and is a predicted model, not a curated record. Gene Ontology annotation, cellular component: membrane. Gene Ontology annotation, molecular function: transmembrane transporter activity. Lineage: Eukaryota; Euglenozoa; Kinetoplastea; Trypanosomatida; Trypanosomatidae.
AUGGAUGAAUCCACUCACACACAUAAUCCACCAGCACGACUACGUGUCUCAUUCGCACGGCGUGGAAGUGAGGCGGUGGCUUCAAGUUUCAUCACAACACCAUCGCAGCGCAUCACUUCAGCAAACGCAGAUGAAGAGAACAGAGAAGCUACACAUGACCAAUCACACUUGGGUGGUGGCAGUCCCGUUAUUCUCAUUGAUCCAAAAAAGAUCAAUGAUUUUUGGCGAUUUCGCGCUAUUUUCUUUGGAAUGCUGCUGAUGAUCAAUACCUCUACACAAGGAUUAUUUUCUAUAUUUGGAUUAUAUAUGCAGAGGACGCAUGGAUAUGAUAUACCGACAAUGGUGGAUAUCAUUACCUGUGGUACCACAUUCGGUUUAUUUGUAUUUCCCUUUGGUGCACUGUAUGAAUUUAUUGGACCGAAGAUUGUGAUUGCACUUGCAACGGCUAUCACGGCUCUCUCACAUCUUCUCUUUGCAUUGACGUUUGGUGGACACAUUGAUGCCUCCAAGGCACGUUUUUGUAUAUAUUUUGCCUUAAUGAAUUGGGGAUGUUAUGCCUUUGAAGUGGUGGCAUUACCCGCCGUGUUGGGAUUCACUCCUCGUAAUCGUGCGCAGCCAACGGGAUUAAUGAACACUUUCACUGGAUUAGGACCAUCUGUUUUCACAACCAUUUUCCGAGCCUUUUUUAAUGAUCGUUAUGAUCAUUUAAUGUAUUUUCUCAUGGCUAUUGUUCUCGGUUUUGGGGCUACCGCAGUUGUAUUUUUAGAUAAUGCACCUUAUGUUAUCACACGAGUGGAGGAAAAACACAUUUCACUGCGGGAACGUCUGAGUAGACAACUCAUUCGCAAUCGCUUCAUGUCUCAAUUAUUACCCAAACGACGUUUACAGAUUCUGGCCGGUAUAAUGGUGCUUUUAAAUAUUUAUCUCACCGUACAAUCUAUUGCUGUGGCUUAUACCAUAGAUACUAUGACGAAGAGCCGGUAUAUAGGAAUAGCCGUUGGUGCCAUCGUCAUUGUAUUGUCAUUACUUGUGAUUGUGAUUCCACUACACUGUUUGGAUGGCCCUACGGCGCAGGAUCAACUUGUACUGGAAAGAGCACGAGAAAGAGAACAGGAGUUAAUGGAAAGAAGAAAGAAAAGGCAUUUAAGAGGAGGGAAUACUGGGGAAACAGAACCCACGACACUAGAAAUAUCUCAUGAACCCUUUGGCAGGGAUGCGGAUGGAGAAAGCCCGGAAAGCACCUCAAGUAAUAUUUUACAACAAGAAGAAAACCAAGACAAGGGGAAUAUGAUAAAUCAUAAUAGAAAUGUUCUGCGAAGUCUUACAGCAGUGGAGGUGGUGGAAGAGAGAAUGACUGCCAAAUCCGAAGUGGAGUAUCAGCCUGUUGAUCCUAAUGUAAAUCUCAUUGAGACGGAUGAGGUACUCCCAGUAGAAGAGAUUGGACAAAGUGACUCUGCCAAUGCAUUGCAACAGUGGUUGUAUAAUGCCUCAGUGGUGAGAAGUACAGUGGAUCCUGAGGCACUUUCCGCUCAUGGUGGUAAUGCUCCUGAGGCCGCGGAAUUGGAAGUCAUCACACGUGAAGUCUCCACAUAUGAUCAUCCUCAUGUGGAAACCAUUACGGUUUGUAAUGAGGUGUUCGUUACUCCUGUGUAUGAGACCACCUUUUUGGAGAGUUUAACCUACAUAGAUUUAUGGCUUCUCUUCUACACCACCUUUGUGAUAUGGGGUAUUGGUUUAACUAUGACGACAACGUGGAAUAUUAGUAUUAUGGUUGGAUCACGCUUUGAGGGAUUAGAUACAAAAACAACAACUCUCUUUGCCACGAUUGCAAGUGUCUCCACGGCGUUUGGUCGGGUGUCGGUUGGUAGUUAUGAGAUGAUGCUUCCAUUCUUGGGGGAACGUCUUGGGGUUUCCCUGCCAGCCACGGUUGCCUAUCCUUUACCAAGUAUAUUAAUGACCCUUGCGCUUAUCUUUUAUCUUUCCUUCCCUGGGAAUUAUUCCCUGCUGGUGGUGUAUCUACUCGCCCCCAUCGCCUAUGGUUUCAGUACAUCCAUGACUAUUUACGUUAUUGGUAUUAUCUUCAAACGAGAUAUUGGCAUGCAUUACGGUUUCUGUUUCUUGGGAGCGGCCUUGGGUAUGGCGGCCCUCUACCGUGGACUUCUCUUCGGUGUUUACGAUAAACACAAACUGGUGGUUCCGCCCGGUUUUCUUCCUCCCACGCUGCAGGGUGUCUGCCGGGGGAAUGUGUGUAUGCGAACAACACUGAUUGUUUAUUUGGUGCUUGCCGUUACUUCUAUUGGCUCCAGUGUGCUGCUGCAUUACCGCUACUGGAGACUGGUGCACGGCAAACUGAAGUACCGGCGGGUGAUCACACAUCUCGUGAAGAAGGGACUCCGCCGUGGACGCCCACAGAAGGUCAGACCAUCGCAACAACAACAAGAAGAAGAAAAAGAAAAAGAAGAGAGAGAUAUAGAUCGGAAUGAAAAUGCGUAG